AUGGCAUCCGGUUCAGAGGCUCAGUUUGUGCAGUCGCUUGAUGAAAUGCUGCAAUGUAUGAUCUGCUAUGAUCGUGUCAACGACCCUAGGCUUUGCGCUCAGUGCUCAAAAUUGUUUUGCCACUCCUGUCUGCGCCAGUGGCUGCAGAAAGCACUAAGUGAAAAUGGCAAUCCGGCAUGUCCUAAUUGUAAAUGUUCGGGUCAAAUUGAAGACUUUGUGCCCAUGCGAGACGGUAGCAUGAUAGGCGCAUGUAAAGCCUUCGUUGACGAGAACAUUGCAUCGGAUCGUUCGGACGUCGAUGCAACACAACUAGAGCACGCAGACGCGGAAAAGGUUCAGCAGCGGCUGCGUAAGCUGCUGCUAGAAACGGAAGCAGUGUACAUUGAAUCCGAACAUCGCGUUACGCACGAACUCGAAAAACAACGCACACUGUUUAACCAAGCCAAAAACAACCUGAUCAAAACUAUAAACAUCAUGGUGCAGCAGGAGCUGAGAGAGAUACAUCAGCAAGGCAAUAAAAAAAUUGCCGAGAUCAACGCAUGGGAAGAUAUUUUGACAAAAAAGUUAGAUAAACACCAGCUUACACUUCAAUCGGUGAAGCAAGCUGUCGAGCAUGAUUCGCCGGAAGCUCUGGUGCCAAAGCAAGUUGAGCAUGAGAAGACAUGUAAAAAGCUUUCAGACGAUUUGAAAGGGAUCUCACUCAACGUCAAACCACAUACUUUCAAAUGCCAUUUGAUUCCCGAACCUCUAACAUGGAAGUAUGCCGUUCAUAAAUAUUCAACGGUGCGACGUACGAACGAAAUUCAGUAUUCCGACUUUGUGACAGACGAAAUUGGCAACGUAUGGCGGCUAGAGGUACAUCCGAACGGGUACGACGAUGCCAAAAACACUUCGCUCAGUAUUUUUCUCCAGCUGUACAGCGGCAUCGAGGGACAGUAUCAUUACUCGUUUGAGCUCCUCAGCAUCACUGGUAAUCAUUACUACGAGGAUGAAACCUAUUUUGAGCUACGAAAAGGCUGGGGCCAAAACCAUUUCAUCGAUCUCAAGUCACUGCAGGAAUCGUUCCUAGUGGACGAUGGGUUUGAGCUGAACUUUAGCAUUCGUUCUCUGAACCUAAUCGACCAAUAUGAAAAAAUGAAAAAGCGUGCCGAUCUGUUGGCAACCGAAGUUGAGCAGCUGAAAAAGGUGUCUAGGCCAGAUUGUCUGGCCCAGGUGGUCACCCUGCGCAAUGUGGUGGAAGCAACAAAGUCUGGCACCUGUCUUUAUUCGGAUGUUCUUAGCGACGAUCUCGGUGGACGCUGGCGGCUGCAAGUCUACCCGGGUGGCAAUGGUGAAUGCAAGGGUCAAUUUGUUAGCAUUUUUCUCGAGCUCUGUGCAGGCAUUCCUAACAAGUACGAGUUCACCGUCGCGAUUCUGCAUAAAAAUGACAAAAAAAUUGUGAGAAAAACUCUCGAGUACUGCAUUCAACCGACGCUACCCUUCGGUUGGAAAACGUUUCUGGGUCGCGAAGAGUUUAUCAACAGUGGGUACAUUCAGAAGGACGCGCUUUCCAUUUGUCUCACGAUCAAACCACCCAGUGCGUCCCACAAAAUCAACUAUCUUCGACAGUAUUUUGAGCAGACCCCAGACGCUGGCGUGCGCCAAGAGCCAAUGAUCGAUGUCAGACCUUCAACCUCGCAGGAACCGUUUGAAUCACGGCUACGAAAAACUUCCAUUAGUUUCGUUAAAAAUCUUUUCACUAAAUCGUCCAGCACUGAUCAACAAUGA
Molecule: messenger RNA, 1767 nt
Organism: Anopheles nili
Lineage: Eukaryota; Metazoa; Arthropoda; Insecta; Diptera; Culicidae
Product: E3 ubiquitin-protein ligase TRIM37-like
Exons: 4
Coding region: 1-1767 (588 amino acids)
Biological process (GO): protein autoubiquitination; negative regulation of centriole replication
Cellular component (GO): aggresome; peroxisome
Molecular function (GO): tumor necrosis factor receptor binding; ubiquitin protein ligase activity; ubiquitin protein ligase binding
Source: RefSeq, a predicted model, not a curated record